Molecule: messenger RNA, 2269 nt
Organism: Cucumis sativus (cucumber)
Lineage: Eukaryota; Viridiplantae; Streptophyta; Magnoliopsida; Cucurbitales; Cucurbitaceae
Product: transcription factor TGA2.2
Exons: 11
Coding region: 1075-2070 (331 amino acids)
Biological process (GO): DNA-templated transcription; regulation of DNA-templated transcription
Molecular function (GO): DNA-binding transcription factor activity; sequence-specific DNA binding
Source: RefSeq, a predicted model, not a curated record
ACCCUCACCCCCCAAAAAAAAUAUGUUAUAAAAUGUCAAACCCACUGACCUUCAUUAACACACACAGAAUUAGAAAAAGGUGGAGAAGGUAAUAAUUGGCCAUUGGAAAGUUGAAGAUUUCCACGCAAUAAAGUAAAGAAGGGGGUUUUUGAGAUUGGGUUGUCAGUUGACACACAGCCGAACGAAACGUCCCUCUCUUUCCCUCCCCUUUCCCACACUUAAAUCCGGUAAUACACGAGCGCCACCUCAAUUCCCCCACCAUCUUCGUCAUCCAAACUUCUUCUACUGCCUUUACUUUGCUUCACCUUCCACUUUAACACAGCCCUCAUCUGUAAGCAAGCGCUUCCAUGCUCAUUAUUUACUGCAACUGUUGUUGAUUUCUCACCCAACUUCGUUAUUUGGGAAGUGGGGGACUUCCAAUUUUUCCAAUUCACCUACUUUAUCCAACUGGGUCUCGCUCGUUUGCGGUCAAAUACGUGCUGCCAAUUCCUGAUAUGCCAUUUUGACUUGUUUUGGGCGAGUUUGACUCCUGGGAUAUUGUUAGUUUUUGCCGAGCUUUGUGUUUUCUUUGGUUGCUUACCGCUGUCUUGCUCUUAAGGGGUGGUGUAGUUACAAGGGGUAAUCUGAAUCAUUUAGGUAAUUUUAAUUUAAUGGCAUUUCUGAGUUGAUGGUAACCGAGGUAUACUUUGCUUGUCAGUUCGAUUGAUUUCCAGUUGAUUAGGAUAAUUAUGUGAAUUUGAUCUCUUUGGUUGUCUGGGCUGGUGUUGAGUUCCAUUACUCAGAAGAUUGUAGAUAACAUCCUGAUGAUCCUGUAGCUUGGUAGUUUUUACAAUUCAAUUGCUGUUUCGUUGGCUUCCUUUUCAUGGCUGAUGCUGGGGCUAGUGUACCAGGCGAGUUGAGAAAGAAAUGAGAAGAAAGUGGCAAGCGGGAUGUCAGGUUCCGUUUCAGAGAUAUCCAUUUGUAACCAACUAAACUGUGCUUCAGAGUCCUAUUAACAAGAGGCCAAACAGUUGCUUGUAACUUUCUAUACUGGAACCUCUAGUAAGUAUUAUAGAGAACCUCAAAGUAUAUGCCAUGACCGAUGUCAGUCCAAGGACUGAUAUCUCUACUGAUGUCGACACUGAUGACAAACACCAGAGGCUCGAUAUGCUUCAACGGAAUGCUGUGGCUUCUGAUUCCAGUGAUCGAACGAAAGAUAAGUCUGAUCAGAAGACUCUACGCAGGCUUGCACAGAAUCGUGAAGCUGCCAGGAAAAGCCGACUGCGAAAAAAAGCAUAUGUCCAACAGCUGGAGAGUAGUCGUUUAAAGUUGACCCAACUAGAGCAGGAGCUUCAGCGGGCACGGCAGCAGGGAAUCUUCAUAUCAAGCUCAGGAGAUCAGGCCCAUUCAAUGGCUGGAAAUGGGGCCAUGGCAUUUGAUGUGGAAUAUGCCCGUUGGUUGGAAGAACAAAACAAGCAAAUCAAUGAACUGAGAGCAGCUGUUAAUUCUCAUGCCAGUGAUACUGAACUUCGAAUGAUUGUGGAUGGCAUCUUGGCUCAUUAUGAUGAAGUUUUUCGGCUAAAGGGUGUCGCUGCAAAGGCUGAUGUUUUUCAUUUACUGUCUGGCAUGUGGAAAACUCCUGCUGAAAGAUGUUUUUUGUGGCUUGGUGGUUUCCGUUCGUCAGAGCUUCUAAAGCUUCUUGUCAAUCAAUUGGAGCCCCUCACAGAACAGCAGUUGAUGGGCAUAUCCAACUUGCAGCAGUCCUCACAACAGACCGAAGAUGCAUUGUCACAAGGCAUGGAAGCAUUGCAACAAUCGUUGGCUGAGACGUUAUCCAGUGGAUCUCUUGGCUCCUCGAAUACAUCUGGCAAUGUGGCAAACUAUAUGGGUCAAAUGGCCACGGCCAUGGGUAAACUUGGGACCCUUGAGGGUUUUAUUCGCCAGGCUGACAAUCUACGACAACAAACACUACAACAAAUGCAUCGGAUUUUGACAAUUCGUCAGUCGGCUCGUGCACUUCUUGCAAUUCAUGAUUACUUCUCCAGACUGCGAGCCCUUAGCUCCCUCUGGCUUGCUCGCCCAAAAGAGUGAAUAGCUUUUUGAUUUUUCCUUGAGUAUAUUGACAAAAGCACUAGAUUAACAAUUUAACAAUUGCUUGAGUUCUCAAUUUUCAUUGGUGUGCAUGAUUAUAUGUUAUCAAUCUUGUGAUGUUCUAGAGAUGCUACUUGUAAUAAGCUGUAUGUAUGUACCUGUAUUUUAUUUAAAGGAAGUUCCCCACCCUUCUUUUUAA